Molecule: messenger RNA, 1896 nt
Organism: Malaya genurostris
Lineage: Eukaryota; Metazoa; Arthropoda; Insecta; Diptera; Culicidae
Exons: 2
Coding region: 1-1896 (631 amino acids)
Biological process (GO): DNA integration
Molecular function (GO): nucleic acid binding
Source: RefSeq, a predicted model, not a curated record
AUGAACAUAAUUUGCAGUAAGUCACGAAUUCUCCCGAGGAAGAAGAACAAGCAAAAGGAGAUUACAACACCAAGGGCCGAGUUGUUAGCAGCAAUGUUACUCUCUCAGCUCACCGUGAAGGUGCUAGCAGCAAUCGAUUCCGACUUUAGCUCUGUUCGAUUGUGGUCGGACUCACAGAUAGUCCUCUGUUGGUUGCAGAAAUCUCCGGAAGCACUCACCGUAUUCGUUAGCAACCGAGUUCGACAAAUCCAACAAUUGACUGUUGAUCGCACUUGGCAAUACAUCCCUUCGAAAGAGAAUCCUGCGGAUUUAAUUUCCCGUGGCGUAUCGCCAUCAGAAUUGGAAAGACGACAGCUUCGGUGGCACGGACCGUCCAGAUUUCACUGCGCUGAAGUGUCGAUCGAUCAACCAGCUCCACUCUCGGAAGAGGAGCUACCAGAACUCAGAAUAACAGCACUCAGUGGUCGAAGGCACAUCGCCAAGGGACUGCCUACAGCAACAGAAAUGCAACGAGCAUCCAUUUUGAUCACACGGAUGGUACAAGGUGAAAUGUUUCACAAAGAGCUACAAAUGCUGAGAAGCGACAAGGAAUGCAAGUUACCCUUUCAGAACCUGAGCCCGUUCAUCGACGCGAAUGAUGAAGUGCUGCGCGUAGGUGGUCGCCUACGAAAUGCUGCUAUUCCAUAUGAACAUCGUCAUCAAGCCAUUCUGCCUGAAAAACAUCCACUCACAACAACAUUGAUCAGGCAUUUACAUCGUGUCAACAUGCAUCUUGGUCAAAGAGGUCUGCUGGGCGUCCUUCGGCAACAGUAUUGGCCACUCAAGGCAAAGAAUGUGAUACGGAAGGAACUGCAUCGCUGUGUACCGUGUUUCCGGAUGAGACCCAAGAAGUCCACGCAAUUAAUGGAAGAUCUUCCUGACUACCGCGUCAAGCCGUCUCCAGUGUUCGCGCAUACAGGUCUGGACUUUGCGGGCCCUUUCAAUCUUAGAUCAAGUGCUGCUACAAGACAUCCGACAACCACCAAGGGAUACGUUUGUUUAUUUGUCUGCAUGGCCACCCGUGCGUUACACCUGGAGGCUGUGUCCGAUCUAAGCUCCGACGCGUUUAUGAGUGCGCUACAACGAUUCGUUAGUCGCCGAGGUCUCGUGCAGAAGUUGUACUCGGACAACGCGACUAAUUUUGAAGGCGCCAAUAACCAAAUGUGUCGCCUAGCCGAACUGUUCCACAACGAGGAGCACAUCCGUGCUGUGAACGAGUAUUGCGCGCCGAGAGGUAUUGAAUGGUCAUUCAUUCCUCCACGAAGUCCGCAUUUUGGAGGGAUAUGGGAGGCGGGAGUUAAAUCGGUUAAAUCGCAUCUGAAAUUGAUUCUCGCUGAACAUCGACUGACGUUUGAAGCACUUUCUACUGUACUCGCACAGAUCGAAGCAAUUCUAAACUCCCGCCCUCUCACACCUGUCUCAGAUGAUCCAAAUGAUAUGACUGCCAUAACUCCAGCUCAUUUCAUCAUUGGAAGAGAGUUCCAGGCCAUUUCGGAACCCACAUACACUGGCAUUCCCCAGGGCAGGUUAUCGCGUUUACAAUUUAUUCAGGACAUGAAGCAAAGGUUUUGGAGAGUGUGGAUGAACGAUUAUCUCCACGAACUUCAAAGGCGUCAACGAGAUCUGAAGGUCACUGAAUUUAAGAUUGGAGCAAUGGUGGUCAUCAUCGACGAAAAUGCACCGCCGUUGAAGUGGGCGCUGGCCCGCAUAAUCGAACUCCAUCCGGGCAAGGAUGGGCACACUCGAGUGGUAAGUUUGCGAACCAAGAAUGGCAUAACUAGGCGUGCCGUCAAGAAAAUUUGCUUGCUGCCAAUAGACAACGAGAGCGACGACCAGACUGGGCAAUUGGAAUCUUGA